Messenger RNA from Dibothriocephalus latus, 717 nucleotides. The record is from the annotation of a GenBank genome assembly. Lineage: Eukaryota; Metazoa; Platyhelminthes; Cestoda; Diphyllobothriidea; Diphyllobothriidae.
UCUGCUUUGCAGGCUCGCAAGGAGGGUAGACCCGUGAGCGACUUCCUGACAGAGCCGUCUUGCCAUCUGGUGAACUGCCUGCUAGAUGGGGAGUUGGUGUCUUUUGACACACCGGACAGGCCCUUUAAAUUCCUCAUCUACGAUGCUCUGACCAUCCAGGGCUAUCCCUGUGGUCGUAUGCCCUUUGAGAACCGUUUGAAUUACAUUGAAAAGUAUGUGGUUCGGCCGAGGAAUGAUGCUGGUCACAAUGGCUUUGUGGACUUUACGACCCAGUCCUUCUCAGUGCGUAAGAAGCCCUUCUUUCGGUUGGAUCACGUAGCUGAGUUGUUGCAAUCAACUCGUCAGACUCUGAUGCACGAGACCGACGGCCUCAUUUUCCAACCCGCUGGCAACGCCGAUUUCUACGUCCCCGGAACAUGUCCCGAAACCCUGAAAUGGAAACCCCCAGAACUGAAUACCAUCGAUUUUCGCUGUAAGGUCUACCUACGAAAGGCGCCCGGGGAAAUCAGCCAGUACGUCGGUGAACUCUUCCUCGGCGGAAGCAACGUUCCCAACGCCCAUCUCGCUCAGGUCACCUCCAAGGACAAGUCUCUGGACGGUAAGAUCGUUGAAUGCAUCUGUGAUAGAACCUGCGGCGGUUGGAAAGUGCAGCGAAUCCGAACAGACAAGCUGGAGCCAAACCACCUGAGUAUUGGAAAGUGUAAGUGCAGGAUCUAA